AGAAGGGGCAGUUGCAGUGGUUAACAACCCUCUGCCAGAGGGCAAGAAGGAAUCAUUUCACCUCAGUGGCAGGUAACAAACACCACUUAGCAGCAGGCUCCCUUCUUGCCCUUUUGCUUCCGCAUCCUGUCCUUAAAAUCUUUCACCACCCCCUUCCCUCGCGGUCAAAUUUGCGAUCCAUACUUGGGGAGGGCCAAGAAACCGAGCCGUCUCUCUCUCCAAUGCGCUCUGGCGCCAGGUGAAACUAGUGGCCAGCCCCUUGGAGUUGAAGGUUCAUGUGAUUCGGUGGUCAGAUCCUAUUCCUGCUAUCUACGCAUUCAAAUAGCCUCACGCCCUCGCCAGUUCAGCUUGCACUUCCAGCUUGCUCUAUUGCUCCCUCUCCUUCUGUGAGCUCUGGUGAUGCGGAAGUAUUUCUCCAAGCUUUCACAUUUGUUGUUCAUUCCAAGAUUAUGAAGAAAUUACAGGCUGAUCGAUAAUCCUCUGUGGAGGCAGCUUCAUCUUUUCUAUGUGCCCCUGAAGAUGAUAGUCCUGUGACUAUUACUCAUCCAAAAAGAUUUGGUUUGUUCCCAAAGGCUAUGGCUAUGUAUGAUGCACAUCUUCUCCAGCUGUAAUACAGUUCCAGCAGGCCUUUGUCUGGACGGUGGAUCGUUCUUUUGCCCUUCUUUUGAUCUGUCGAUAGGGAUAGUGGCUGUUCUUGAAGGGACUGGCUGCUUUUCAUCUCUGAUAGGAUUAUCAGUUGCAUGAUAUUAUUUUCCCUCAACCUCAAUCAAACCAGCUGAGGGGUAUGUAUAUGUGAAAUAAAAGGUGUUGCUGACUUGAUCAAUAUUUACUCUUGUGUACAAGGCACCCUUUAUAUAUGUCCUUAAGUCUUUAUGAUGCAAUUUAGAGGUAGUUUUUCAUCCAUCCUGUUCACCUUCAAUUCAUUUUUCAACAGGGGAUUAAGGAACGUUGGUGUUUCUGGACAAUUGGAGAUGUACUCAGGCCAGCAAUCUGAUCAGUGUCCUAGUGCAAAUAGUGGCAGAGAAUUCUCCGAGGCAAAUCGGAAUACUGUCACAAUGCAUCAGAAGAUGGGCUAUAACAGUGGACCGUAUGGAUUUGGACCUUACAACAUGGGUUUAGAAGAAAGACCCGGGUUGUAUCAAUCUUCAUCUGGUACAUUCAGUCAGAACAUCCAAAUGAGUGAUGAGCAUAGCGGGGGUGUGAAGAAGAGGAAAGGAAUGGAUGAUUGCGUCGCGAUGUUGCAAAAUGCUGGUGAUCAACAAACAGAAGGUUCUUCUCAGCCAGAACGGAUUUCAUUGGAGGGGAACAGAAAGAUUUCGCCCAAAAUGCAAAGCAAGGAAGAUUCUUCUGAUGGUGAUGGUACUAAAGAGGAUUAUGUUCAUGUCCGGGCAAAACAAGGCCAAGCCACCAACAGCCACAGCCUUGCAGAAAGACUGAGGAGAAAAAAGAUAAGUGAGAGAAUGAAACUGCUUCAAGAUCUUGUUCCUGGAUGCAGUAAGAUCACUGGCAAGGCAGUCAUGCUUGAUGAGAUUAUCAACUAUGUGCAGUCAUUGCAACGACAGGUCGAGUUCUUGUCAAUGAAACUAGCAACUGUCAACCCAGAGCUGGGCUUUGACAUUGAGCAGAUUCUAUCCAAACAAAUGAUGCUUUCACAAGACAGACAUUUUGCUUUCUAUGGAGUGGAUCCAGGAUCAAGCAGCCUUGCUUCUCAGUUUAGCCAAGGAAUCAUGCAGCCACCAAUGAUGUGCAACAUUUCCAAUCCUGCUGAUGUUUUGCAGGGAACAAUUCAUGAUGUCUCAACAAUGAACCAGAUACCUGCAAUGUGGGAAGGACUUCAAAACCUGCCGCAUAUGAACUUCAACCCUGGUGUGGCAGCCGAUAGCAGCGCCAACAACUCUGGUUCCAUGAAGAUAGAACAGUGAGCUGCCAAUAUUGCUCCCAAAUUGUUCUGUGAAUCACUGAAUCACCGUAAAGCGCUUGCGGAAUGAAGCUUUUUUGUAUAGCUGGAGGCCUAACCAUUCAUUGCUGGUUUCCUUCUGUUGCUCCCCAUACUAUGGCUCAUCGUUUAUGGUAUGGAUGAGGAUCAUGUAUAGCAGGAGCUGAAGAAAAAUUGAUUCCACUGUAAAUUUCUGUUGAGCUUUGGCCUGUGGAAAUUCGGAUGGAAACCCAGUAUCAUCCAUGAACUCCAAGGGCAGAAGCUUGUUGGGACCAAGUGCUGAAUGCUGAUGGGCCUAAACGUAGUACUAGUAGAAUGAAAUCGUAGGUACAAAAAUGCAGAGUUUGAAGACUAAUGCAUUGUCAGAAAUUCCAUGAAACAUGCACUGUAUGCAAAUGGUUUCAUCAUGCAAUGGAAGGAAACUCAUUGUUACUUUUUUUUU
Molecule: messenger RNA, 2378 nt
Organism: Panicum virgatum (switchgrass)
Lineage: Eukaryota; Viridiplantae; Streptophyta; Magnoliopsida; Poales; Poaceae
Product: transcription factor bHLH49-like
Exons: 13
Coding region: 873-1922 (349 amino acids)
Biological process (GO): regulation of DNA-templated transcription
Cellular component (GO): nucleus
Molecular function (GO): protein dimerization activity; DNA-binding transcription factor activity
Source: RefSeq, a predicted model, not a curated record